UAUACAUAUAUUUGAAGCGAUUAAAAUCAAACGCUAAGUUAGAAAACCCUAUCUUUUUCCACGAUGUAUAGGACACGUGUCAAUAACCCAUCUAUAAAGACUACCAAACAUGAUUAGAUAUCAGCCACACAUUUUAAGACCAUACAAAACGAACAAUAUGUUCUUCGUCGUCACAACCUUUUCAUCUCAUCUCGAGUUUUCCUCCGUCACCCAACAUGACCAUAUCAAUGUUAUCCACUCCCCGUGAAGUCGACGAAGAAACCGGUCACGUGGCCGAACCGGAUCCGGUCGGACCCGAUGCCGUCAUGCCACGUGUCCUAACCGUAAUAUCCCAGGUGCUGGAGAGACUGGUGGCGCGAAACGACUGGUUGGCAGCGGCGGGCGGCGGCGGAGGAGGAGGGAAGAGGUUGGAGGCAUUUAAAGGGGUGAGAGCGCCGACAAUAAGUAUUCCAAAGUAUUUGGAGAGAAUCUACAAGUACACGAACUGUAGCCCUUCCUGUUUCGUGGUGGGUUAUGUCUACAUUGACCGGUUGGCUCAUAAGCAUCCUGGCUCGUUGGUUGUCUCCUUGAACGUUCAUAGACUCCUCGUCACUUGUGUCAUGGUUGCUUCCAAGAUGCUCGAUGACGUGCAUUAUAACAACGCGUUCUACGCAAGGGUAGGGGGAGUAAGCAAGGAGGAGAUGAACACAAUGGAGAUGGAGCUUCUCUUCCUCCUCGACUUUGGCCUCACUGUGAACUCCAGAGUAUUCGAGGGCUAUUGCUUCCACCUCGAGAGAGAGAUGUUCUUCCUAAACGACGCCGUUCCGCCAUUACUGCACACCUCCUCCUCUCCUUCUCUUUCUUCCCUACCUCCCUAAUACCACUCUCUAUGCCCACCCUUCAUUUUAAAUUAUCGUUGUUUUGAAUCUAUACGAAAUAUAUGAUUUUUCAAUCUCCUUUGUUUUUUUUUUUAAUUGUUCACGUAAUACAACAUGAUAUGUCGUGACCAAUUAAAAAAUAGAUGAAUAACAACAAAGGUCAAUAACUUGGAUGAUUA
Tarenaya hassleriana is the source of this 1036-nucleotide messenger RNA. Its product is annotated as cyclin-U1-1. Gene Ontology annotation, molecular function: protein kinase binding. The transcript is spliced from 2 exons. Lineage: Eukaryota; Viridiplantae; Streptophyta; Magnoliopsida; Brassicales; Cleomaceae. Gene Ontology annotation, biological process: regulation of cyclin-dependent protein serine/threonine kinase activity. The record is from RefSeq and is a predicted model, not a curated record. Bases 216 to 857 code for a protein of 213 amino acids.